Helianthus annuus (common sunflower) is the source of this 737-nucleotide messenger RNA. Its product is annotated as miraculin-like. Bases 35 to 634 code for a protein of 199 amino acids. NCBI's taxonomy places the organism in Eukaryota, Viridiplantae, Streptophyta, Magnoliopsida, Asterales, Asteraceae. Gene Ontology annotation, molecular function: endopeptidase inhibitor activity. The transcript has a single exon. The record is from RefSeq and is a predicted model, not a curated record.
AAUUAAUCUACAUCAUUCACUAAUACUUUCAAAAAUGAAAACAAUCAUCUUAUUCUCACUUGCACUCUUCUUCACCGCAAAUGCGGCUCAUGUUCCUGCUCCGGUGCUAGAUUUUGAUGGACAAUACCUCCACACAGGGGCCAAAUACUACGUUAUGCCAGCGGCUCUAGACGGUGAAAAUGGCGGACUCCUUUCCGUUAAAUUUAACAGGAAGCCUUGUCCAGCUGGCGUUGAACAAUCUCGAAGCGACGAGACUGGCCUCCCGGUGACUUUCACUUCGGUCAACCCCAAGAAAGGCGUGAUCCGUCUUUCCACAGAUGUUAACAUAAAGUUUUUAGCUUCCACUGGUUGUGACGACGAGUCAACCGUAUGGAAGGUGAAAUAUGAUAAAGCCUUGAAGCAAUAUGCUGUGAUGGUGGGAGGUGUUGAGGGAAACCCGGGACCCGAAACAUUGGAAAACUGGUUUAAGAUUGAGAAAACUAAAGACGGUUAUAAGUUAGUUUUCUGCCCGAGUGUGUGCAGCUACUGUAAGGUUAUGUGCAAGGAUAUUGGAAUAGUUGACGACGAAGAUGGUUCGCAACGUUUGGUACUCAACAAUGAUCCUGCGUCUUUCGUCUUCUGGAAAACUAACUAGUUCCAUUCCACCAGUCCAUUAUUCCAUGGAUGCUCGAAUAAAUAACAUAUGUAACCAGCAAUCUUAAUUGUUGUUUUAUCUAUGUUUGAAUAAAUUAAGUUGU